UCUUCCUUUCCUGUGGCGGUCCUCAUGAGGGCCAGUUUCAUCAUAGUGCUUGAUGGUUUUUGCGACUGCACUUAAAAACGUUCUUAUUUUCAUAAGGGAACAAAGGACAAUCAGAGCUAAAAAUAUCUUGAAACUGUGUUUAUGUGCAGUACAUCCUACCUGAAAAUCUCUUAAUCUUUAUUCCAACUUUCUACUUGCCUAGCUAGUAAACCUUGCUCUAUCUAUGUUUGUGUUACUGCAGCAGCUGAGUGUCCCCAUAGCUUCUCUGGACCCUGUAGUGUCGACCCCGGCCCUAGCUGUGGCUGGAGCAGGUGGGGUGUCCUUCGCCCAGCCCACUCUCAUUGGGAAUGUGGACCCCUCCAAGGUGGACGAGAUCAGGAGGACCGUCUACGUCGGCAACCUCAACUCGCAGAUCACUACUGCAGAGCAGCUGCUGGAGUACUUUAAGCAGGUGGGCGAUGUGAAGUUUGUGCGCAUGGCGGGGGAUGAGACACAGCCCAUGUGCUUUGCCUUCGUGGAGUUUACCGACCAGAGCAUAGACCUUCAACGGCAUCAUGUUCGGAGAUUAACCAUUCCAACAACGCCAUUGUGAAGCCCCAAGAGCUGACGCCUAAGGCUGCAGCCAAGGAGCUGGAGAACGUGAUGAAGAGGGUCAGAGAGGCCAGUCCACCAUCGCCACCAUCAUAGUAGAGCCAGGACAGAGGCCAACCACAAGGAAGUGAAGAAAUGCUUGUCCAGUCGCUCCUGACCGUCCAGGAGAUCCAGAACAAGGUCGCGGUCUCGCUCCUGCUCGAGAACGAGGAAGAAUCGGUCCCGUUCCAGGCACAGAAGCAGACUCUCUCAGAGGUCGCGGCCCAAGGUCAGCGAGUCCCACAGCUCUCGGGGCGUCCACAAGAGACUCUCGCGCUCCAGAGACAGGCAGAGGAGCCGCAGCCGCUCCAGAUCACGGGCCACAGAAGGAAAAGCAGGGAUCGCUCCAGGAGUCCCAGAAGGAAAGCCAGAUCUCCCUCACCAAAGAGAGGAAAGAAAUACAAAAAGAGGGAGAAAGCAAGGGAUGGUAGCAUGGAAAGGAGGCAGAUGUCCACCAGGAUGAAGAGCAGCAGAGAUAAAGAGAAGAUGGAGUGCAAGCCCAUACCUAUGAAGGUGAGAAGACGGUAUAGUAUAGGUGGUAUUGUGGUAUAGUUACUGACUUCCACAUCCAGCCCUAAUCGUAAGUGCAGUUCACUGUAUUUGUGUCAUAUUGUAGUCCUUUACCGUAUUCUUCAGCGUUUUGUUUUCUGCUUAUCAUCACUGUAAUAAGUUGCAUAAUAUCUGCACGUCCCCAAGCCUGUCUCGGAACACUGACCUACUUCUCACUGACAGCGCUAAAGAGCAACUCUCUGUGAAACUCUAGAAUUGAUAACAAUCUGCAGACAGCUUACUUGGGGUUCUUCACAGCACAUAUACUUUUGACACGUUUUUUAACCAUGGGGGACUUUCCACUGCAAGUGUUGUUUUGUAUAAUGUGUGUGUAGAGUAAACAGUGUUGCGCAUAGCUUAGAUAGAUUUUGGGCCUCACCUAUUCUUUCCUGCAAUAUCUGUUUGUAAUCUUUAGUGUUACAUUGAAGUAUGAAAUACCAAGAAAAAGUAUGUGGUGUGAAAUAGAAUCGAAUGUUCAAAUCAGUAGUUUGAGGUGAGGCAAGCUAAAGGUCUAGGUCUGAGUUUGGCAAAAGGGAAAUUCCACACCAUAGGAGUGGAAAAUAUUUUUGGUAUCUCAGAUUGUUCUGGCAAUUCUCACAUAUAAACUUCAUUGGGAGGAAGGAUGUU
Molecule: messenger RNA, 1806 nt
Organism: Coregonus clupeaformis (lake whitefish)
Lineage: Eukaryota; Metazoa; Chordata; Actinopteri; Salmoniformes; Salmonidae
Product: probable splicing factor, arginine/serine-rich 7
Exons: 7
Coding region: 727-1182 (151 amino acids)
Source: RefSeq, a predicted model, not a curated record